Molecule: messenger RNA, 399 nt
Organism: Anisakis simplex (herring worm)
Lineage: Eukaryota; Metazoa; Nematoda; Chromadorea; Rhabditida; Anisakidae
Source: the annotation of a GenBank genome assembly
UCGAGUCUCGAAGAACCACCAGAUAUAAGCAGUUUUCAACUGAACGUACAACCACCAUCUAUCGAAGAGUUGCGAAAACGAACCUGUGGUAUAUUCAGCAAUAAGUGGAUCAAAUACGCUUAUGCUAAAUUUAAAAAUGAAUGUCCGAGUGGUCAAAUGCGCUUAAAAGAAUUCAAAAAUAUUUUCGGUGGUUACCUCCCAAUAGCAAUCAGCGAUGCGUACAUAAAACGAAUAUUCUUUGCAUUCUCGAGAAAUCAGGAAACGUUAACAUUCGAAGAUUUGGUAGAGACAUUAGGAAUGUUGACUUCGCCGUCAGCACUGAACAAUGCGCACUGGAUGAUGCGACUCAUUAAAGGAGCUGAUGAUGGGCUUAUCGAUUACACGGUUCGUAGCACGUAA